CCAUUAACUUUCCAAGAUGGCGGCCCACAGAUGUAAACAUGCGACUUAAUCUAAAAAAGCUAGUGGUGGUAAACUUUAAUACUUCUAUAGCACGCAUUCGUGUGAUAUCUAGCGGUUCGACAAUAACUUCCAGUGCUGAACUGUUAACAAUAGACACCCGUUUGUGAGUUAGACUGUCGUUACCGAGGCCGAGGAGCUCAUAUUAGCGAACUAACGUUGCGUUAGCCGGGCAGCACACAGCCAUGCCAGCGCAGACCAUAUUCGUUGGUUCUCUACCAGCUUCAGCUUCAAAUGAACGCUUAACCGAAAUAUUCUCUGAAAUUGGUCCGGUGAAGCAAUGCUUCGUGGUCAGAGAGAAAGGAACAGAGACAUGUCGGGGAUUUGGCUAUGUCACAUACUCCAUGGAGGAAGAUGCACAGCGAGCCAUGAAAGAAAUAAAAGAAUACGACGGAAAGAAGCUUUCUCUGUCAGUGGCAAAGAAGAAAAUAAAAGACAAAAAGAAAACAGCACCUAAAGAGCCAGCUGCAGCACCUAAAGAGCCAGCUGCAGCACCAAAGGAGAGUGAGAAGAAACCCAAAGGCUUCAGGAAAGUCCAAAUGAAAGCCAGACUCAUCAUAAGGAACCUUAGUUUUAAGUGCUCCGAAGAUGACCUGAAGCAAGUUUGUGCCAAGUUUGGAACAGUUCUUGAGGCCAAAAUCCCCCUCAAACCUGAUGGGAAGAUGCGAGGAUUUGCGUUUGUCAUGUUUAAAAAUGUGUCUGAGGCAGCGAAAGCACUUAAUGCUCUGAACCUGAAGGAGAUAAAAGGACGGCAGGUAGCAGUCGACUGGGCUGUGGCUAAGGACCAGUUCAUUGCCACACAGCCAUCCCCAAGUGCAGGAACUAAGAAUACCGUGGAGGAAACAGCAAAACAGUCAGACACAGAGAGCGACACUGAUGAGGAGGAUGAAGAAAAGACGCAAGCAGCACCCGAGAAGAAGAAAGUCACUGCCAAACCAGCUGUACAGCAGGUGGAAGAAUCAGAUGAUGAAGAUGAUAGUGAGGAGGAGGAGGAGGGUGAUGAUGAUGAUGAUGAUGAUGAUGAUGAUGAUCAAGAAGAAGAAGAGGAGGAGGAGGAUAUGUCUCAGGAGGGAGAAGAUGAACGCGAUGAUGAUAAGAGUAGCCUCGAUUCAAAUGCUGAAGAUGAGAGUGAGGAGGAUGAGGACGACGAAGAGGAUGAAUCAGCUCGAAAGAAAGCCCCAAGGAAACCUCUCCCUUCAGAUGUGAAAGAGGGCAGAACAAUUUUCAUCAGGAACCUGUCCUUUGACACAGAUGAAGAGGGUCUUGAGGAAGUUCUCCUACAGUAUGGCGAACUUAACUACGUAAAGAUUUGUAUCCACCCGGACACAGAACAUUCAAAAGGUGUUGCAUUUGCUCAGUUUAAGACUAAGGAAGCUGCAGACAAAUGCAUCGCUGUAGCACAGGAUGAGGCGGAGAGCGGUGGGAUUCGUGUCGAUGGCAGAAAGCUGUUGAUUGCGGCAGCAGUGACCAGAGAAGAUGCCGCCAAGCUGAAAGUCGACAAGGUGAAAGUACAAACGGGCACCAGGAACCUCUACCUGGCCAGAGAGGGAUUGAUCCGUGCUGGAACCAAGGCUGCAGAGGGUGUGUCUGAAACAGACAUGAUCAAAAGAACCAGAUUUGAAGAAGUAAAGAGGGCCAAGCUACGAGACAUAGGUGUGUAUGUGUCAAAGACUCGUCUGUGUGUCCAUAACCUGCCCAAGUCAGUGGGAGAUAAACAACUCAGAGAACUCUGCUGCCAAGCAGUAAAAGGGGACAAGAGAAUCAGGAUCCCAGAGUGUCGGGUGAUGUAUGACAGGAAGCCAGAGAAGGGUCAGGUUAUGGGACAAUCGUUAGGUUACGGCUUUGUCCAGUUCCAGGAACACGAACACGCUCUCAGCACCCUUCGUUACCUUAACAACAACCCCGACAUCUUUGGCUCAAACAAGAGACCUAUUGUUGAGUUCUCCCUGGAGGAUUCAAGAAAACUCAAAAUAAAAGAAAUGCGACAACAAAAAAAUAAGGAGUUUUCCAGAAAUCAGUCUUUUAAAGGAGGAGCGAAACCUCAGUCCCAGACUGCCCAACAUGGAAAAGGACCAUGGAAAGGUGGAAAUAAAGCACAGUCCUCAGCAGAGCAGGCAGGAAAGGAGAGAGCAGCUCCUCCUCAAAGCCAGAGGCAAAACAAAUACUUUGGCUUCCAGACCAGACCUGAGGUUGAGCAUGUAAAUUUGGAGAACGGAAAGAAACGGAGGACGGUUCUAGCUUUGCCCUCCCAUCGUGGACCUAAGAUCAGAAUGCGUGACAAAGGAAAGCCACAGGCUCCACCACCCAAACAAGCAAGGGCUGGAUCCAACAGGAAGGAGCAUCAAAGACGACAGAUGGAAAAGCCCACACAGCCCAGAAACCAGAAGGCUAACACAGCAAAGAAGAAUUUCAAGGGCAGGGAUCGGGACCGUUUUGACAACCUGGUGGAGCAAUAUAAAAAGAAACUGAUGGGCAGCGGUGACAAGAACACCAACAUGAAAAGAAACAAGUGGUUUGAUAGUUAAUUGUGUGUGUGUGUGUGUGUGUGUGUGUGUGUGUGUGUGUGUGUGUGUGUGUGUGUGUGUGAAAGAGAGAGAGAAUAAAUGUGUUUAUGGCAACAGAGGUUCUCCACAUUUGACAUCCAGAGGUUUUAGAAUAAGUACAAUAGUUCGGUGUCAGUUGUACAGUAUACAAUGUCCAUGUGUGAAGCUUUAAUGCCACUUACCCGUUCCUGCAUUUCUGUAAUCAGUGUUUGUUUUUUACUACUAAACAAACUAAAUAAUGUAAGAUUUUUUCCCCCCCGUGUACAUGGCUUUUUAUGAAAAUAUAUUAAAACCAUUGCAUUUGCA
Molecule: messenger RNA, 2906 nt
Organism: Dicentrarchus labrax (European seabass)
Lineage: Eukaryota; Metazoa; Chordata; Actinopteri; Moronidae
Gene: rbm28
Product: RNA binding motif protein 28
Exons: 20
Coding region: 243-2582 (779 amino acids)
Molecular function (GO): RNA binding
Source: RefSeq, a predicted model, not a curated record